Molecule: messenger RNA, 645 nt
Organism: Penicillium longicatenatum
Lineage: Eukaryota; Fungi; Ascomycota; Eurotiomycetes; Eurotiales; Aspergillaceae
Product: mitochondrial 37S ribosomal protein bS21m
Exons: 1
Coding region: 1-645 (214 amino acids)
Biological process (GO): mitochondrial translational initiation; translation
Cellular component (GO): mitochondrial small ribosomal subunit; ribosome
Molecular function (GO): structural constituent of ribosome
Source: RefSeq, a predicted model, not a curated record
AUGGAAUUCCGCGCCCUGGCCCGCGGCCUCCGUGCCCGACAGACCCCAUGGCUCCUCACGCCUCGCAUCCAGCACUCCACCAUCCUCACCACACUCCGCUACAACUCCUCAAGCUCCUCUCCACAAAAUCCAAUUAAACCUACACAAACCACCGAAUCCCCCGCACAAACAUCCACACCCGAAACCGGGAUCCAGACGGAGGCAACGACCAAAUCCGCCGCAUCGGACUUCGACGAUAUCCUCAACAAGCUCGAACUGGGUAACCGCGCCGGAUCACAGCGUGCCCCGACUCGCAGCAGCCGUAUUGCCGAUGCUAUCUCCGGCACGAUGUUCCCUUCUCCGUCGCGCGAUGGCGUUGCCGGACAGCUUGCCAGCCGGAAGACGGAGCUGAAGCUUGGACCUACGCUUGGUCGGCAAGUGCAUGUUGAGCCGGAGAAGGGUGUGGAUCUAGGUGCUGCUAUUCGGGUUUUGGAGGCUACUUGCAAUGCCAAUCAGAUUAAGCAGCAGGCUAAUGCACAGAGAUUCCAUGUGCGGAAGGGUAUGAAGCGGAAGGAGUUGAGACGGUCGAGGUGGCGGAAGCUGUUUAAGUUCUCGUUUAAUGAGACUGUUAAGAAGAUUCAGAGAAUGCAGGCUCAGGGCUGGUAA